AUGAGCAUGCAAAAGCAGGGCAAGAUGCAAGCCUUCGUCAACUACCGAAUGCGCGCGACUCUUCACGAUGGCCGGCAGCUUGUCGGUCAGAUGCUCGCAUUUGACAAGCACAUGAACCUCGUUCUCGCCGACUGCGAAGAGUUCCGGAGAGUGAAGCGCAAGACGAAGCAGGGAGGCGCACCAGGCGCACAAUCAGGCGGACAAACUGUUGAGACGGAGGAGAAGAGAUCGCUGGGACUGGCAAUUGUUCGAGGUGCCAACAUCGUCUCCUGCUCCGUCGACGGCCCACCACCAGCAGAUCCAGCUGCACGACUCGGACAGAGCGCACCCGGUGGAGGAUCAGUCGCGCCAGCAGUGCAAGCGGGCCCAGGCACCGCGAAACCAGCAGGAAGAGGAGCAGGCAUUGGCCUUCAAGGACCAGCAGCUGGUGUUGGAGGACCAGGUUUCCCGGGCGCCGGAUUCCCAGGUGGACCGCCAGGCGGCUUCGCUGGCCGUGGUGGACCCCCUGGUGGAUUUCCUGCUGGGUUCCCGCCCGGUGGUGGUCCGCCAGGCUUCCCACCUGCUGGUUUCCAACCUCCUGGCGGUCGUGGCUUUCAGCCUCCGUCCGGUGGAUUCCCAGGCCGGUAG
This is a messenger RNA of Zasmidium cellare ATCC 36951, 627 nucleotides long. RefSeq lists its product as uncharacterized. Gene Ontology annotation, biological process: mRNA splicing, via spliceosome. The transcript has 4 exons. Lineage: Eukaryota; Fungi; Ascomycota; Dothideomycetes; Mycosphaerellales; Mycosphaerellaceae. Gene Ontology annotation, cellular component: U4/U6 x U5 tri-snRNP complex; U2 snRNP; cytoplasm. Bases 1 to 627 code for a protein of 208 amino acids. The record is from RefSeq and is a predicted model, not a curated record. Gene Ontology annotation, molecular function: RNA binding.